AUGGAAGUUCUUACAAUGAAAAUGGACAAUCUAUCUAAGUUUGUCAACAUGGUACACCAAUCGCCACCUAUUUAUGAAGGCAGUGGAGCGGAUCAUGAUAGUACACACUGCCCUUUAACGUCUACACAUGCUAAUCAAUUCAAAGAAGUAAACUACGCACAGAACUUUCAAAGACAGCAAAAUAAUCCUUUCUCUAACACAUAUAAUCCGGACAAAGCCACUGAGGAAAAUCAAGUUGAGUCAUCAGAUAGUCCACAGGUGAAAGCAACUACUCCUAUCAAAGCAUAUGUUCUUUCAAUCCCAUUUCCACAGAGAUUGCAAAAACAUAAGCUUGACAACUACGCCAAGUUCAUGAAAGAUAUUCUAUCAAAUAAGAGAAAGCUGGAGGACAAUGAAACAGUUAUGCUUACUGAGGAGUGUAGCGCAAUUUUCCAACACAAAUUACCACCGAAGUUAAAAGAUCCAGGGAGUUUUACUAUUCCUUGUAACAUUGGUUUGGGGAAGGCAAAAUCGACUACAGUCUCAUUGCAAUUGGCUGACAGGUCGAUCAAGCACCCUCGAUGUAUUUGUGAAGAUAUUUUGGCAAAGGAAGAUAGGGACGUCCCCCUAAUAUUGGGUCGCCCAUUUUUUGCUACGAGAAGGGCUCUGAUAAAUGUGCAAAAUCGUCAGUUGAUACUGAGGUUAAAUGAAGAAGAACUGACAAUCAACGUGUUUAGAGCUUUCAGAUUUCAGAGUGAACUGGAUUCUUGCAUGCAGAUUGAUGUAAUAAAAGAAGUGGUGUCAGAGACAUUCAAACUAGAUCGCCCUCAGGAUCCGCUUGAGGCUUGUUUAGUGCAUUCACAGUAUUUACCAUCAGAAAAGGAGGAAGUAGAAGAAUUUGCAUGUUAUUUGACAACCAUACCACCAUUCUUCAAGCAACCACGACUGGAGCGCGGUGGAAGACCCAAAACACCUUUACCAUCUAUACAGCAAGCUCUGGCUCUUGAACUCAAACAACUGCCCACUCAUCUUCAUUAUGCGUAUUUGGGGAAAAAGAAUUCACUUUCAGUAAUUAUCUAG
Olea europaea var. sylvestris is the source of this 1059-nucleotide messenger RNA. RefSeq lists its product as uncharacterized. The coding region runs from base 1 to 1059 and encodes 352 amino acids. The transcript has 5 exons. The record is from RefSeq and is a predicted model, not a curated record. Lineage: Eukaryota; Viridiplantae; Streptophyta; Magnoliopsida; Lamiales; Oleaceae.